Messenger RNA from Thelazia callipaeda (thelaziosis nematode), 960 nucleotides. The record is from the annotation of a GenBank genome assembly. Lineage: Eukaryota; Metazoa; Nematoda; Chromadorea; Rhabditida; Thelaziidae.
AUGGACGGAUUAAAACAGCAAAGAUCAGUACUGACUAAAAUACCAACAACACCCAUAAAAACACCAAAUUUCCGGUUCGGUAGUUGCUGCGGAUUAAAAUUAUCAAUCAUAAUGAUCAACCUUAACAUACUGGCUUGGAAUUGUUUCAACCUUAUAAUGGUAUUAACAGUGAAUUCAAUACCAACACCACAAACAGAGCCUUUGGAUUUGUCAAUUAAGAAAACUGGAAAAAAUGGGCUAGCUUCCAUAAAAGUAGAUAAAGCUCACAAUUUGUUUUCCGUACAAAGUUCAGAAAUUUUAGAAGAUAAUGAAGUAAGUGGAAAUGCGGAAAAAAAUUUCAUAGCAGCAAGAAAUUCCGGUGAAGAACCUGACAAACAACCACUGCAGCAAUUUUUAAAUGAGCUUAAAAUAGAAGAAAAAACGGAAACAGCACGCAUGAAUGAUGCUUUAGCUCAACUUCUCCAAACUAAAAAUGAUAUGGAUGAAGAAGCAAGCUCGAAAGUGACAAAUAAUCUACGCAAAUGUGCUUGCUACAAGCAAAUGCACACUUUCCAAAGCCAACUUUAUACGCACAUGCCUACAUGUGUAAAGUCCGCUUGGUGUGAAUUUUGUAUGAAACUUUUUUCAAGCCGAAGCAAUUUACAACAACACAUGUCUAAACAUAUUGGAAAAAAAUUUCAUUGUCAUCGCUGUACUAAAACUUUUACAAGGAACAGUAGCCUGAAGAACCAUUUGGUGCUUUUGCAUGAAGGAGAAAAGCCUUUUAAAUGUAAAAUUUGCUCGCAGUGUUUUGUGCAAAAUGAUCUUCUCAUUCAACACGUCUCUGAGCAUACUGGAAACGAACCUUUAUCGUGUAAAAUAUGUCAUAAGAUUUUUCUCCAUCAAUAUCAAUUACAAAACCAUAUGGUCAAUCAUAAAAUGUUUACAGUACCUGAAAAACCGCACGAAGGCUUAACCUGA